AUGCAACAUAAGCUACAGCCAUAUAGGCCCAAGGAUUCCUUACAAUUCCACAAAAUCAUAUUCAACAUCGAAACAGAUGAAAAAGCUGAGCACCAUGCCGAGUCCAUGGAAAUUCUCAUGGGCCGCCUGAAACUCCAGGAGUAUGAACACAUCGAGAUUUUUAUCUAUACUCAUUCAGAGAUUGAGUGGGGCGACAUAUGGGGUGGGUUUGAAGAUGAUGAGUUUGUGGGAAGGAGGAGGACUAAAGUCGCAAUACAAGGUGAACCUGUCAUAUAUGCCAUCGACGUUUUCUUUGCAGGCCUCUUUGUCGGUGGCAUAGAGGAAUAUGUUAGGGGGGCUACUCUUUGGGUAUUGAUUUGUGGGCAUAUGGUGCGGCAGCCAAACUCAUUCAAGCUUCUGCAAACUUGUGUAAAGAAGUAUGAGGUGGAACAUGUGUUUGCUUUUGACGCUGUUCUGUUUCACGUGUGCCUAACGAUACCAUUGUCAUCAUCUAUGUUUGUUGUGUGCUCAUUGAAGGGCAUGCCCCUGCCUCACAAUGCACUCAUCAAUCAUACACAUACACAACACAACCGCCUUUCGCCGCUGUUAUCCCACCCUGAUAGAACACCAUCAAGGAGUAAUGCCAAUCCCAACGACUAUGGGUUUGAUGACUGUGUCGACAUACACGUAUUUUCACGACAGCAACUGCCCAUUUGGGAACACCCUGCCCUACCAGUGUUUGCACUGCAAGUGCGUGCAUUCAUGGAAGCGUGUUGCCUCUAA
Suillus fuscotomentosus is the source of this 762-nucleotide messenger RNA. RefSeq lists its product as uncharacterized. Bases 1 to 762 code for a protein of 253 amino acids. The record is from RefSeq and is a predicted model, not a curated record. Lineage: Eukaryota; Fungi; Basidiomycota; Agaricomycetes; Boletales; Suillaceae. The transcript has 4 exons.